Molecule: messenger RNA, 3177 nt
Organism: Folsomia candida
Lineage: Eukaryota; Metazoa; Arthropoda; Collembola; Entomobryomorpha; Isotomidae
Product: folate-like transporter 2
Exons: 5
Coding region: 1357-2583 (408 amino acids)
Biological process (GO): vitamin transport; transmembrane transport
Cellular component (GO): plasma membrane
Molecular function (GO): vitamin transmembrane transporter activity
Source: RefSeq, a predicted model, not a curated record
UCGCCUACAUCAUUUUUUGUGAGAAAUAUUAUAUUAUAUUGAUUUUACAUUAGUUAGUUGGAUGCAUGCAGGCACAAGAUUUGUAUCGUAGCACUGUGUAUAUCAAGUGUCAAGGUUGUUUAGACUCAAACUGGCCGCGGACGCCGUGGGGACGUUAAAAGAUUAAAUGCUCGUAUUCGUACGCUCUUAAAAAUAAUGUUACCCUUUCGAAAAGUAAUUACAAACUACAAGUGCAGUAAAAUACACUUAAUCCAGUAAAGUAAACUUUAAUUGAAUUUAACAAACUGUAAAGUUUAUUCUGAAUUCGGUAUAGUAUAUAUUACACAAAAUUUAGAUUAGGUAUAAUUUUUAGUAUUUAUUAUUUUUUGAGUCAUUACAUACUUUUUUAAGAGUGUAUGUAAAUACUGUUUCCUUUUAUGAAACACCGAAAAUUGUCAUUCCAUUUAAACUGUCCAUACAAAGUACAGCUACCCAACAAUGUCCCCACCAAAUCUGUUGCCCUUGCACCCCAAUAAAAACGUAAACCCGUCUCCCUUGACGUCACAUUCUUAGUCUGCCUUCUCUGCCUUCUUCUCCUGCUGGAGAACCGGUUGCCAACUUAUCCACUAUCCUCAAUAAUAAUCCCAUUCUUCUUGCCUACCUUGUAAAAUGCGUUUAUUGUUACAAGUAUUCACCAAAUAAUAAGGGCCUACACGACCACCAUCUGGCUUUGUUAUAACAUUUUUUGCCCAAUUCUUCACCUUCUUCAAGACAUUAAAAGCCAGUACAGAGUCACCAACCAAGCAAAAAAAAGUUGGCUGGGUUCGCUCUGUUCCUCUUCACCUCAGCAAAUUCUUUGUCUGGAUGUGCAUGUACAGACGAGGGGCCGUGCAUAAAGAACGUGCUCGAUUCUCGCACAAUUUUGGCCCCUUUCGCUACAUAUUUAGCACGCAAUUAUUAUCACGGGAAGGAUGGGAUAUCUUGGUCCUUAAUCUACAAACUUAUCGCAUACUUUUCGUACAGUCGUCAAGAAAAUAAUAUUAUUUUUCAAUUGCAAGGAUGCCAGUCAUUAAGGAGUUCGCCCUGGAGUGAAGUGCAUACCAAGAAGAUGAUGAUGAUGAUUGAUCAUCGUCAACAUUGUCAAGAUAAAGAAUUUUCAUCAUCAGUUUCAACUUGAUGGUGAAAUGGGAAUGGUGCAAAAUUAGUGCGUACGGAUUUUUGCGAAAAAAAUUUUGCAUAAAUAAAGUGUCCCUUUUCGCGAAACGUUUGUGAGGCAGAUUUGUGAAAUCUAUGGCUUUGGAGGUGUCAAAAAUCAAGCUGGAGAAAUAAAUUUACAAGAUUUCGAAGAAAUAUAGUUCAAAUCAGAAAGUCAUCAUCAUGAAGGAGCGGUGUAAAUGGAAAGCUGCAAUUUUGGUCCUUAUCAUGGUCGGACUUUUAAAAGAAUUCCGUCCCUCGGGACCAUUCCUUGUCGAUUAUGCCGUCGACCAUAAAAACUUCACGGGAGAACAGAUGACCCACGAGGUCCUUCCAGCCACGACGGGGUCGUACAUCGUGUCUCUGAUCCUCCUCCUCAUGGUGACGGACGUCCUCUGCUACAAACCCAUCAUCGUGGCGGGUGGGGUGUACAAUACCAUCACGUGGGUCAUCACGAUCUGGGGGUUCCACAGCAUCAAUUUGGCACGGCUCCGCCAAAUUUUCUACGGACUUUCCGUCACUACUACGGAGGUCGCCUAUUUCACCUACAUGUACGCCAACAUAGAGAAAAACGAGUACAAACGGGUCACAUCCUACACCCAUUCGGCCAUCCAUUUUGGCCAGUUUGUUUCCGGAAUGACGGGCCAGCUGCUCAUCUCCUUCAACCUGAUGGACUUUGAGGAGCUCAACUACCUCAGUUUGGGCGGGGGGAUAGGCGCCCUCUUGUUUUCCCUCCUGCUCCCACGCGUCCUGCGCGACGUGGAGGAGGAGAAGGCACUCAAGGCCCAAAUGGGGGACGAAAACGAUGCGGAACAACCCAUGAAACUUAAUGAGAAGGAUGAGAAAGGUGUUGUUCUGGGUCUAAUUGUUGGGCGAACAAAGAUGUGCUGGAUCAAGUGGGGUUGCCUCGUCUUCGGCGUGUCGACCGUCCUCCAGGGCGUCGCGUUGUUCGUCAUGGCAAAAACGCAUGACUUGUACGUCGCCUAUGCAAUGUUCAUCCUGUUUCAGACCAUGUUCCAGGUUUUGGUCAUCAUUGCAAAAUCUCAAGUCGCAGAAUCCAUCCGCGAAAAAAGCGAAGCCUUCAUCUUUGGCAUGAAUACACUCACGGCGUGCAUCAUUCACCUCCUUCUGACCAUGGCGGUCACCUCGCGGCACGGAUUCCACCUCCCAAUUCGCGACCAGUACGUCGUCUACGGCGUGUACGGAAUCCUCCUUGGCGUCGGAUUCGGUUGCUACGACCUUCCGAGUAAGCUCGCCGGCAAAACGAGAAGUUGGAGUGUCGAUGUGCGAAAUAGUUUCGGAAGAGGCGCCAAAGUUGGGGGGAAGGAUGAGAAAAACGUACACGAUGAAGAGAAGGAAAUGGAGACAAUUUCCGCAAGUAUGCCAUACUCCAUUCCGAGAGAGCACUGACAUGAAAUUUGUAGAAAAUAUGUAGAUAUUUGUGAAUAUUUGUAAGUAGUAGAAUAUCUGCAAAGCAUCGUUUUUUUUAAUUGAGCUCAUAAAUACAUACGCACGUAGAUGAGUAAAGAAGCAGUUUAAUAAUUGGGUGUAGAAUUGACUACAAUUUGACUACAAUAUUGUAAAUAAACUGACUGCAAUUUGCAAUAUUGCUAAAUAUUAAACGUACCGGUUUACAGCACACUUUCACAACUGGAUGUCGAAUUACAUAUAGAUUCGCAACAUUACUAAAUAUUGUUACACUACUACUAUACUAUACAAAAUAAAAUACUCUUGAUGUAGUUCGUAAUUUUGUAAUAAUGACAUGUCUAAAAUCUUGCGAAGUCGACCCGUCAGGAUUUGUACAUGAAAUUCAAAUCAAAUCAAUUCCGUUGACUUCGCAGAAAUACAAUAGUGUGUAGUAAAUGGGUGAAUUAUGCCAAUUAGCUACGACUGAGAAUAUUUGUAUUAGCAUUUCUCGUCGCAAAUGUAUAGCCAUUCUUCGUGGAUAUAGCUUCUUAUGGGUUGAAGUAUUUAUGCGAAAUAAACUUCGCUAUGCAAAAUAUA